UGGUUCAGGAAAGGGCGGAAGUGCUUUGAUGUCUGGCGGAAGCGGAAGCGCGUCCUUGAAAGGUGAUGGCGGUGCUGGUGAGAGCCGUGAAGCACCGAGCUGGAGAAUCUCAAUGGAUUGCAUUAUGCAAUGGAUUAAUACAAACAACAUUCGUUCAACCACAAUGGGGCAGAAUGCUUCAUGGCACUCUUCAGAGACACAAGAAUGUCCAAUCAUGCCUAACAAGGGUUUGCUGUGGAUUGAUACAAACUGUUGGUACAGUAAAACAGCCUAAGAGAACACUUCAUCACACAAAAACGGUUUUUACAGCCAAAGAUUCCCUUCAGCCAUCUGAAGAGAAAGUAGGUGCUUUCACAAAAAUAAUAGAAGCAAUGGGAUUCACUGGACCACUAAAAUAUAACAAAUGGAAAAUUAAAAUAGCAGCACUGCGCAUGUACACAUGUUGUGUAGAGAAAAUAGAUUAUGAGGAAUUCUUUAACAGAUUUCAGAUGCCUGACACAUUGAACUCUUGGUUUUUAGUAGCACAGCUUCAUGUAUGGAUGUGCUUAGUACGAAUGAAGCAAGAAGGCCGAGCAGGAAAAUACAUGUGUCGCUAUAUAGUUCACUCGAUGUGGGAGGAUGUGGAGCAGCGUGGGAAGGUCAUGGGGAUUGAUUCUGUUUCCCUGAAAGAAAGCAUGAGAAACAUGACAGAGAAUUUCUAUGCAGCUAUUUUUGGAUAUGACGAGGGGAUUUUAUCAGACGAUCAUGUCCUUGCAGCAGCCAUCUGGAGAAAUCUGUUCAAUAAACAUUGUGAUGAUCCAAGGAAGUUGGAAAUAAUGGUAGAAUAUGUGCGUAAACAGGUGCAGCACCUGGAUGCUAUGCCUGGGGAAGACCUCCUGCUGUCUGGUGAAGUGACAUGGCGCCCCCUUGUGGAAUCAAAUGCACAAAGCAUUGUGAAGCCUGCUUUACCAACAUACAAUGAUGAAGGACUCUGAAAUCUUCAUCAACCAGAUGGAAAAUGUUUGCUGCUGAUUGUGUGGAACAAUUCCUGGAAGUGGGACUUGAUAUAUGCUAUAGGGCUUUAAAAGGAGAAGAUAAUAAAUGCUGUAGUUACUAUAUGAAAGAGUGAUUAAAACUCCACUCUUUUGUAGUUGUUUCUACCUGAGUAAAUCUGAACAACCUGCUAUUUUUAGUAUUAUAUGUGUCAUCAAAUGCUGCUAUUUUAAGGACUCCCUCACCAUUACAUUAUCCAAGUCCCAGCAAGCUGGUUCUCAAAGAGAACCUUUGGCUUUUGAGAGCAAAAUAGUUUACGAAAGUGAUAAGCAAGCUGCCUUUUGUCUAGUGAGGGAAUCAGAUUCUCAUAUGUUACGAUUUAUUCUUCUGUGAAAAGCACAAGCAUAACCUGAAAACUCUUUCUGUACAGGUAUUGUAAGUUUCAGGCUAUGCAAAAUCUGAAAAUGGCUGAGGUUGUUAAAAGGUUGGCCUGUGGCAUCCCAUUUAAGAUAAGGUUAAAAUUGAUACAGUUGGUAUGGGGCAAUUUUUCCUCCUUGCUUUAGCAGCAUAGAAAUAAAAAUUGUUUGAUAAUGACCUUAUCUGAGGCAGGGCCUGAAAGCUAAAUAAUAGGUGAAAUGCAUUUAUAUGCAUGUAAGGUGUAGGUUUUACAAAAUGCAAACAGUAUUUGCCUAAGGGAAAAGAAAUUAAUGACAUCAUACUUUGUUGAGAGAAGUAUAAUCCUUUCUUUCCCUUCUGUGAGACUCCCUUUUCUGAAGCUUGUAUUUGCUGGUGGGGGAUUUCUACCAAAACGAUAGCACCUUCAGAGGAAGCGUUUUCUCAGAGAGGAUGAGAAGAUUAAAUUGCAGUGAUCCUAGUUAUUAUCAGCUAUUUCUUUCCCUGUCACCAUCAGUGAUGCACUUUGUACUUUUUAAAAAACUGCAAUAUAUAUUCAAUUUCAAGGUCUAGCUUGGCCUUGAGUGUCCAGAAAACAUUUUUCGGCCUACCAUUUUUGUCUUUCGAAGUUUUGCAGAAUUAACGUUUCCAUUGUUUUUCCUCAGGUCAUUUCCCUUCAAAAUAGUGGUUCAGGAUCUCUGUGAGACUAAAAAUUUGACCAAAUGGUUCCCCUUGCCCCCAGUUUCUUUAUCAAAUUUACCAUCACUUAGAAAUGAUUUUUGUAUGCAUUAUAUAAAAGUUAGGACAUCAUUCAUUUUUAAAGACAGAACCCUCUUUGUCAUGGUCAUAAGUGUAAACUG
Molecule: messenger RNA, 2225 nt
Organism: Sceloporus undulatus (fence lizard)
Lineage: Eukaryota; Metazoa; Chordata; Lepidosauria; Squamata; Phrynosomatidae
Product: ubiquinol-cytochrome-c reductase complex assembly factor 1
Exons: 10
Coding region: 66-974 (302 amino acids)
Biological process (GO): mitochondrial respiratory chain complex III assembly
Cellular component (GO): mitochondrion
Source: RefSeq, a predicted model, not a curated record